Symsagittifera roscoffensis is the source of this 669-nucleotide messenger RNA. RefSeq lists its product as uncharacterized. The record is from RefSeq and is a predicted model, not a curated record. The coding region runs from base 1 to 669 and encodes 222 amino acids. Lineage: Eukaryota; Metazoa; Xenacoelomorpha; Acoela; Convolutidae. The transcript is spliced from 2 exons.
AUGAGACACACUUUCUUGCCGAUAUUGAUAUCUUUCUAUCGGAUCUCAAAAAUCGUGAAGUCCUCGGGGAGGCCCUUUGUGAAAGCCUAUGCUAAAAGGGUGAAACAAACACCAUCUGACAAAGGCUUUGAGAAGGCCCGAAAGCAUUUGAAGAGUAAUGGAUUAGUUGCGGUACCGUGUGACAAGGGCAUGGGUUUUUGUGUAAUGAGGAAGGACACCUACGAGAACAAGUUUUCGAAUACAUUAGACUCAAAUCAAUUCAGCGAAAGCAAAGGAACAAUUGAUGAGAUUGUUUUGAAAAUAGAAAGAGACAUCAAAAAGAAGUUGUUGAAAAUUGAGGGCGCAAACAUCGAAACCAACUCACUAGAUGCGAGAGAAAUCUUAGAGGGCACUAAUCUUGAGCUCAAUGAAAAUUUGAUAUCUCUAGAUGUCAAGAGUUUGUAUACAAAUGUUCCAGUGAAAGAAGCAAUAGACAUAGCUCUGAGAAAAUUGUAUGAGCAAGAUGAACCACCAUCAAUUGCUAGGAAACCCAUGAAGAGAAUGUUGAACAUGGCAGUUAGUCAAGUCCAUUUCAAGUGCAAUGAAACAUGGCACGUUCAGAAAGAUGGUUUGGCAAUGGGGGCAUCUCUUGCUGUUUAUUUAGCAAAUCUUUGGCUGAAGCAGUACUAA